Diospyros lotus (date-plum) is the source of this 375-nucleotide messenger RNA. Its product is annotated as mitogen-activated protein kinase kinase kinase 20-like. The coding region runs from base 1 to 375 and encodes 124 amino acids. Lineage: Eukaryota; Viridiplantae; Streptophyta; Magnoliopsida; Ericales; Ebenaceae. The transcript has a single exon. Gene Ontology annotation, molecular function: ATP binding; protein kinase activity. Gene Ontology annotation, biological process: protein phosphorylation. The record is from RefSeq and is a predicted model, not a curated record.
AUGAUUGAGAUGAUUACGGGAAAGCCCCCAUGGUCGACGACCAUCAAGGACGUCCGGCAGCUGCAACGUGAGAUUGGAAUGGGAAAACAGUUGCCUGCACAGAUCCCCCAGAAUCUGUCUGAACAUGGAAAGGAUUUCUUGAGAAUGUGUUUGAUUCGGGAUCCAUGUUCCAGAUGGACGGCUGACAUGCUCUUGAAGCAUCCCUUUCUGGCGGAAGGUCCUCCGUCUGCAGCAGUUGCGUACUAUCCCAGCGACGAAGACAAUCGAUGGAAUUCUGUGCAGUCUAUGUUUGAGAGAUAUCGUUCUACUGUCGAGUUGGGGAUGAUGAAAUUGAAAUCAGAAGCGCCAUCGCCAUGCGCUGGCUUGGAGGGCUGA